AUGGUCAGCACCAGCAGCAGCAGCAUGAGCAGCAGCAGCAGCGGCAAGGGUUCAGCAACUUCCACGGGGGCUCCCCCAGAGGGGGCUAAGCAGGUAGGGAGAGGCCUCCGCAGGACUCUGUCGAGGGGCUGCCGAUCUGGGGGGGCCCACACGAGGGCGCUUGAUGCAGGACAGUCCUGCAGCAGCAGCAACAGCAAUGACAACAGCAACGGUCUCAAGGGCGCUGCAGCCUCAGCCGCUGCAGUUGAUGCUGCUUCUGGGGUGCUUGAGCAGCAGCAGCCGCAUCAGCGGAAGUCUCGCGCGGCGGCUACUCAGUCUGCUGCUGCUGGUACAAACAGAGGCCCAGCUAAAGGCAAAGAAACUCGUAGCGGUGUCUCCGCCCAUUGCAGCAGCAACAACAGCAGCAGCAGCAGCAUAGCAGACAUGGAGGUAGACCGUGGGGCCCCACUUUCUGGGGGCCCUGCUGCUGCUACAACUGCAGCUGCUGCCCAGGAUUCUGCUGCUGCAGAUUCCCCCGUUUUAACAGCAAGAAAGGUAAAGCAGCAAAAGGUCUCGAGUGGGGCCGCCGUACCAUCUCCUGGGGCCCCCGCAGCAGCAAAUCGGAGCGCAGGCACCCGCCGCAGGAAACCUCCUCACAGUAGUAGUAGUAGUAGUAGUAGUACUAGUAUUAGUACUAGUAGUACUAGUAGUAGUACUAGUAGUAGUAGUACUAGUAGUAGUAGUACUAGUAGUAGUAGUACUAGUAGUAGUAGUAGCAAGGGGCCUAGCGCAGCAGCAGCUGCAUCGACGGAGCAGCAGCAACAACAGCAGCAGAACAGCAGCAGCAAAAGUCGUACAUGUACUGCAUUGCGGCAGUGCUCCUUACGAGUCGGCAGCAACAAGCCAAACAACAGCAGUAGCAGCAACGAGCCCAGCAGCAGCAGCAGCAGCAGCAGCAGCAGCGACUCUGAGUAUGAUGAGGAGUCUAAGAAGGCCUCAAGCCGCAAGGGCCCCCCCCGCAAGAAAGUCUUAAGCCCGCUUCUGCAGCGGUCAUUUUCUGAUAGGGUUUCUUUGCUGCACCAGCAGCUGUUGUCUCUUCCAUCAGCAGCAAGCAACAGCAGCAGCAGCAGCAGUAGUAGUAGUAGCAGUAGCAGCGGUGCAGCAGCAGCACUUGUCAGUGGGGGCCUCAUUUCUGGUUUAGGCUUAUCCUCUGCCCCCAGUAGGGAUACUAUUGGUCUGCUGCGGCGAACACCUUCGCUGCUGCAGCUAGCAGAGGCUUCGCCAAUAGGCAAACACCAGCAGCAACAGCAGCAGCAGCAUGGGUCUGAAGAGCAAGAGCACGAUGGUUCUGCUGCUGCUGCUGAGUCGUUGGCAGUAGACUACAGCGGCUCCGCAGCACAUAUGAUGCUAGAGGAAGAUGAAACAAGAAAGGAAGGGACGGAGAGCUCAAAUGCUGUCAUCGCGCAGCUGCGGCCUGCAGCUGCAGCAGCAGCAGAUUGUUGCCUUUCGAUCAGAAACGGAGAGACAAUCCGUUUGGGGGGCGAAAACUGGAAGGGCCCCUUCCCCCUUCAUUGCUCGCAAUGUGGAACCCCCCGUGAGGCGUCGUUAACGGCAGAGGAGGGGGUUGGGGCCCCCGGGCCCCCCCCUCGAUUGCUGCUAAUGUUUGCAGGCGACAGCACCAACCGCCUUCUUGCAGAUGGAGAAUUCAUUAACCUCUCCAAGUCGCCGGUGGCCCACACACACGAUUGUGGCCUUAAGUUGCAGAUCGUGUUCAUGGCGAAGCAGGAGGAGCUUCAGCAACAAGGGCAGCAGCAAGAAGUGAAGCGGGAGACUAAAGAAGUGCAACAGCAAAAUCAAGCAGAGCAGGAGCAGCAGCAACAACAGGAGCAGCAAAAGGAGCAGCAGAAGCCGGAGGAGGAGGAAACGCACAGCGGGGGAGCUGUGGUUUCGUUGUUGCGUUCUUUUAUGAAGCCUUUUGUUAGAGCUGCUCGUAGCCCUCGCCAGCAGCAGAAGCAGCAGGAAGACGAGCAGAAACAGCCCCAGGAAGAAAAGCAGCAGCAGCAGCAGAAGCAGCAGGAGGGACAGCAGCAGCACAAGCAGCAAGAAGAACAGCAGCAGCACCAGCAGCAGCAGCCGGUAGAAGAACCCGACAACGACGUAUGGUUUGACGCAGAGACGUCGCAGCGCCCCAGUCCUUGUGCUUCUUCUACGGACCUGCGGCAGCCCCAGCCCACUAAUAACGACAACAACGGCAGCAGCAACCGCAGCAGCAGCAGCAGCAUGGAAGCAGAUGCAGGGUCUCCCGCAGCUGAAGGGAAGCUUGUCUUGCUACAGCUGGUUGAAGUCCGGGAGAGCCAAAAGCCACAAAAAACGCAAGAAGUGACAAGCCCUGGCAGCCCCUUGCUUAGGCCUGUCGUCGACCUGCGGAUUGGAGAGGGCCCACGCAGCCCGCUAUCGCUGCUUGGUCGGAGCCUUAGCUCAUCUCCUUCUAAGACUUUGUCGCGUUUGGGGUCUCAGCCACAUUUUUCUCCUUUGAGACCUUCGCAAGCUGCUGCAGGCCAGCUGCUGCUCUCCGCAAGUCAGGAGGCAUUCAAGGGCCCUUCGCAGUCGCAGCAGGGUCGGGGGGCCCUAGAGGGCCCGCCUUUGCGGUUGCAGAGUUGGGCGGGUGUCAAGAGUCCCUUGAGGCCCCAUACAGGAUUGCCUGAGUUUGAAUUAGAAGUUGCAGCAGAGGCGGUGGUUUCUUGGGACGCGGAUAUUGGGGAAGUCCGACGCCUCAUCCAGCAGGUCUUAGACAGGCGAUAUGGAGAAGGUCACAAUGUCCAGUUUGAUUUAAUAACAACUCCCAACGUUGCAGCGAAGGAGGGAGGGGGUGGGGGACCCCUGGCGCCCGUGGGGGCCGCACCAGGGGGGCCCCUGAAGGCGCGGUGGGUCUUCGAACUGCCUGCAGUAGAGGGCCCCUCUGUACCCUUUGCUGAGGACUGCGUUCGGUUGGGGGACCAGGAGGCCUCCUUCCUGCCUGGCGAGGGUUUGUGUCUCUUAAAGAGUGCCCUCGCUGCCUACUUUAAGGUAAAGGGGGCCCCCCCGAGGCCCCGCGCAGACGCUGCAAGCGGCGCUGCAGCAUCAGCAGCACCGCCAGAAGCACCAGCAGCAGGAGAAGCCGCAGCAGCAACUGCAGCAACAGCAGCAGUAGGUGUUGAUCCUCAUUUGUCUGAGGCCAUUGAAACCCUUAGAAGGCCCAGUGAUUUGUUUGACAGUUUCGAGGACGACGCCCCUCCAUCAGACACGGAAAGUCCCAGUCACAACUCUCCCGUUGCAGAGAAGGCGGGCCCCCCUCAAGAGGCCCCAGAGGAGGGUCCCCCGUAG
This is a messenger RNA of Eimeria maxima, 3342 nucleotides long. RefSeq lists its product as hypothetical. Bases 1 to 3342 code for a protein of 1113 amino acids. The record is from RefSeq and is a predicted model, not a curated record. The transcript is spliced from 9 exons. Lineage: Eukaryota; Apicomplexa; Conoidasida; Eucoccidiorida; Eimeriidae.